AUGGAUGGGUAUUGUUUGCGUGGUCAACUAAAUAGAGCGAGGAGAAUUUUUGAUAUCUUGAUAGAUAAGGGCAUUGAGCCUAACAUUUUUAGCUAUAACAUACUAAUAAAUGGAUACCGUAAGAAAAAGAAACUCGCCGAGGCCAUGCAAUUGUUUGGUAAAAUUUCUCAAAAGGUAUCAAAGCCUGAUAAUGUUACCUACAGUACAAUCUUGCAAGGUCUGUUUGAAGUUGCAAGAACAGUUGAAGCAAAACAAAUUUACGCUGAGAUGUUAUUUGCGGGGACCAAGCUGAAUAUAUACACUCGUGUCACUUUGCUCAAUGGUUAUUUUAAGUGUGGACUUGUUGAAGAAGCUAUGUCACUCUUUAAUAAGUUAGAAAGAAGUGGAGAAUAUACUAAUAAUGCAUUUUAUAAUGUAGUCAUUAACGGAUUGAGCAAAAAUGGUAAACUUAAUGAAACGCAUGUUGUUUUCGAGAAGCUUUCUUUCCUUGGAUUGUUCCCGGAUGUGAGAACAUACACUAUAAUGAUAAAUGGAUUUUGUCUUGAAGGGUUGUUGGAUGAAGCUAAAGAUAUUCUAAGAAAAAUGGAAGACAACGGUUGUUCUCCAAACAAUGUCACUUAUAAUGUCAUUGUGCAAGGUUUCUCAGGUGCAACAAAAUUAGUGAAAUGGCAUCUUUUAUGA
This is a messenger RNA of Solanum dulcamara, 681 nucleotides long. RefSeq names its product pentatricopeptide repeat-containing protein At1g12620-like. The coding region runs from base 1 to 681 and encodes 226 amino acids. Gene Ontology annotation, molecular function: protein binding. Lineage: Eukaryota; Viridiplantae; Streptophyta; Magnoliopsida; Solanales; Solanaceae. The record is from RefSeq and is a predicted model, not a curated record. The transcript has a single exon.